CCGCCUCCUCGACACACACCUCCCUCCUCUCUCCGCCGCGAAUCCGACGAGCUCGAACGCGAAGGCGGGGACUCUCUCUCUCUCUCUCUUCGACCCGGAUCGAUUGUAUCGAUCUCGCCCCGUCGGUCGAUCGAUCGAUACCUCGACACGGAGCGACCGAUGACGAAGCAGAGCGUGGUGGUGCCGGAGGUGGCGGUGCCGAUGCCGCCCAACUCCGCGCCGCUGCUCCCGUACCCGCCGCCGCGGGCCGCGCCGGGCGUCGCCGUGCGCAAGAAGUACCUCCAGGCGCAGCUCGACCUCGGCGCGGGCCUCCCGCUCAUCAACGGAUGGGUGGAGUCCAUGCGGGCCUCCUCCCCCACCCACGCCAAGGCCGCCGCCGCGCUCGCCGCCGCCGGCGCCGUCGACGACGAGCGCGCCGCCUGGAUGGUGAGGCACCCGUCGGCGCUGAGCAAGUUCGAGCAGAUCGUGGCGGCGUCCAAGGGGAAGAAGAUCGUCAUGUUCCUCGACUACGACGGCACGCUGUCCCCCAUCGUCGACGACCCGGACUCCGCCUUCAUGUCCGACACGAUGCGGCGGGCGGUGCGCAGCGUCGCCAAGCACUUCCCGACGGCGAUCGUCAGCGGCCGGUGCCGCGACAAGGUGUUCGAGUUCGUGAAGCUGGCGGAACUCUACUACGCCGGUAGCCAUGGCAUGGACAUCAAGGGCCCCGCGAAGGCCUCCCGCCACAACAAGGCCAAGGCGAAAGGCGUUCUCUUUCAGCCGGCUAGCGAGUUCCUCCCCAUGAUAGAACAGGUGCACGAUUCUCUGAUAGAAAGGACCAAGUGCAUACCUGGAGCCAAGGUGGAGAACAACAAGUUCUGUGUGUCUGUCCACUUCAGAUGUGUCGAUGAAAAGAGCUGGAGCACAUUGGCUGACAUAGUGAAGGCAGAGCUCAAGGACUACCCCAAACUGAAGCUCACGCAGGGGAGGAUGGUGUUCGAGAUCCGGCCCACCAUCAAGUGGGACAAGGGCAAGGCCCUCGAGUUCCUCCUCGAGUCGCUAGGGUUCGCCGACUGCACCAACGUGCUGCCGGUGUACAUCGGCGACGACCGGACCGACGAGGACGCGUUCAAGGUGCUCCGCAAGAGAGGCCAGGGCAUCGGCAUCCUCGUGUCCAAGUACCCCAAGGACACCAACGCCUCCUACUCCCUGCAGGAGCCAGCCGAGGUGAUGGAGUUCUUGCUGCGGCUGGUGGAGUGGGAGCGCCUCUCCCGUGCUCGCCCCAAGUGGUGAUUUCGCCGACGGCUUCAACCCACAUUUCCCGACAGCUAUCUCUCUCUCUCUCUCUGCUACUGCUCUGCUCUGCUCCUAGGGGUUUUGGGUUAGGAUCGGAGAAAGAUUAUUAUUAUUAUUAUUAUCAUCAUCAAGGGUAUUAGUAGUAUAUAAAUAUAUGUAAUUAAGGGGAGGGGUGAUUAAUUAGAGAGGGAGCAUUAUCUUUUAGUUAUUAUCGUAGCUCUCCUGUACACUGUUCUGUGUGCACACACUGACAGUGCGCGCGCGCGCGUCCUCUGGUUUUUUUGGGAGGCGCUUUGUGUUGGGUGGUGGUGGCUAUGAGAAGGGGAUGAAGAGUGUUGCUGUGUUUGGGCCUUGUGCUCUCUCGUCCUUUUUGGCUAUGGUGGUUGCUAUGCUACCUGGGUGGGUGCACAGGAAGGUGGAUGGAUUUGAGUGCUACCGUGUAAUUGUAUAUGGCUUCUGAUUAUCUAUGUACAAGAAUAUAUAUGAUGAAAUGAAGAGCAUCAGAAUAUUACAGCACAAA
Molecule: messenger RNA, 1795 nt
Organism: Oryza sativa Japonica Group (Japanese rice)
Lineage: Eukaryota; Viridiplantae; Streptophyta; Magnoliopsida; Poales; Poaceae
Source: RefSeq, a predicted model, not a curated record